This is a messenger RNA of Clupea harengus (Atlantic herring), 1707 nucleotides long. RefSeq names its product bifunctional apoptosis regulator. Gene Ontology annotation, biological process: proteasome-mediated ubiquitin-dependent protein catabolic process. Gene Ontology annotation, cellular component: nucleus. The record is from RefSeq and is a predicted model, not a curated record. NCBI's taxonomy places the organism in Eukaryota, Metazoa, Chordata, Actinopteri, Clupeiformes, Clupeidae. Gene Ontology annotation, molecular function: protein binding; ubiquitin protein ligase activity.
AGCGACAACUGAAUUUGAAGGGGGGAGUUGCCAGCGGUGCAGAAACGGAGGAACCCACAAACUAUCAACAGUACCUUCAUGUCGUGUCACCAGCUGUUAUGUGAGCUACCUGCUAUCUGCCUGUCAUCGUUAUUCUAAAGUCUGUUCAUGCCUCUGACCUCUGCUCCAGGCCUCGCACACAGAUUGCCUGAUGAAGGGGGCCGAUGCGGAUACCGACACGGACGGCGAUUUGUUCCUCGCCUCUGAUGAAGAUGAAGAUUCCUCCUCCUCCUCCUCCCCUUUGCCAGUAACGCCAGAAUCCGCCACGUCGUCAUCAAAACCACCAGCGUCCCUGACGGGUCACGCCGCCGGAUGCGGCGACGGUGGUGGUGUCGGGAGCGACGGCAUAACGGAGCGGGAGUUCUCGUGCCACUGCUGCUAUGACGUGCUGGUGGACCCCACCACGCUAAACUGCGGCCACAGCUUCUGUCGGCACUGCCUGGCGCAGUGGUGGGAGUCCUCGCACAAGACGGAGUGUCCAGAGUGCAGGGAGAAGUGGGAGGGCUUCCCCCGAGUCAACAUUUUACUCAGGGAUGCCGUUGAGAAGCUGUUCCCCGGAGCGGUGCUGCAGAGGCGGGAGCAGAUCCAUGCCAAUCCCCGGGUCUCCCAUUCCGUGCUGGCGUUCCAGCGCCACGGCGACGAGCAGGCCAAUCGCGGCGUGGCGGCUGGGGGCCAGAGGCGAGGGGCAGGGGGGUUCUUCUCCGGGGUGCUGACGGCCCUCACAGCCGUGGCGGUGAUGCUGCUGGUGUACCACUGGAGCAGUGGGGAGGGGGUGCAGGAGCUGCUGGUCAGUAAGCCCGUGUCCAACUGGAGCCCUGAGGACGUGGCCCUGUGGCUGGAGCACCUGGGCCCCUGGGCCGCGCUCUACAGGGACAGCUUCGACACGGAGCAGGUCAACGGCAGGCUGCUGACUCUGCUGGAUGAGGAGGAGCUGUCCCGGCCCCCGUACAGCGUGCUCAACCAGGCCCACCGCCGCGCCAUCCUGGAGGAGCUGGAGAGGGUCCGCGCCCUGGGCGUCAAACCACCGCAGAACCUCUGGGAGUACAAGGCAGUGAAUGGUGGGAAGUCUCUGUUCCUGCUGUACGCUCUGAAGAGCUCGCCCCGCCUCACGCUGGUCUACCUGUACCUGUUCGACUAUGAAAACACCUUCCUGCCCUUCAUCCACACCUGCUGCCCCGCACACCGCCUAAACAGGCCCCUGGACGGACGACCCGCAAAAACACCAGAGGAGGAUCCCAACUGGAAGCAGUGGUCGGAGUUCCUAGUGAAGUACGCGCUGCUUCCCUACCAGCUGAUCGCCGAGUUCGCCUGGGACUGGCUCGGCGUGCACUACUGGACGUCGCGCUUCGUCAUCGUCAACGCCAUGUUGCUCUCCGUGCUGGAGGGCUGCGCCUUCUGGAGGAUCUGGAGCCGCUCCGAGAUCAGGACGCUCCCUAAGAAGAUGUGGAGUCACUUCUGGAAGAUGAUGUCCCAGGGCCUGGCCUUCAUCCUGCUGUGGCCGAUGAUCCCCCAGUUCGUGUGCAACUGCCUGUUCUACUGGGCGCUCUACUUCAACCCCAUCAUCAACAUAGACCUGGUGGUGCAGCAGCUACGCCACCCAGACACACAAGUGCCAUGAGGGAGACAGGGAGGUUACUCCUUAAAAACGAACACACACACACACAUACA